GUUAACCAGUCGAAUAUAUAUUUUUUGUAAUACUUACACACUAAAGAACAGUUCGAAAAUGUCAAUUAAAAAAAACAAAAAAAAGAUAAAAAAUAUGUCAGCUGAUGAGUUUAUGGAACAAUUUGACUCAGAUGACUCUGAAGAGAAAAGUAUUGAGACAAAGUCUCAAAGUGAUUCUAAAAAGUAUAAUAAGGAGUGUGAUUCAGAAGUUGAUCUAAAAUCUCACAAAAGUCAACUUGGAAGGCUUAAGGAAAAAGAUCCAGCUUUUUAUGAAUUCCUUAAAGAGAAUGAUGAAGAGCUUCUGGAAUUUUCCGAUUCAGAUGCAGAGGGAGAGUUAGAUGAUGAGCAACCAGAUGUUGAAGAAGUUCAGGAUAAUAACAAUGAAAAAGAAACAGCUACAGAACACGAAGGGAUUACUGUUUCAUCUAAAAAAAUACAAAUUUGGAAGAAAGGUCUUGAGAAAAAGUCAGUGAAAACUUUAAAAAGAGUAUUAAGUGCAUUUCAUUCUGCUGUUGAAGCAAUGUCACCCCCUGAUGCUGAAGCAGUUCAAGUUGAAAAGAAAAAAAGUAAAUAUCUUGUCAAUAGCAGCAUGUUUAAUAGCAUUGUAGCAAUGUGUUUAAACUACACUGUUCCUAUACUCACAAAGCAUCUUGAUUAUGUAAAAGAAAAGAAAUCAAAAAAAGUUUUAUUGCCAACAACAAGUAAACGUUGGUCAACAAUCAAAGUGACAGUAAAAAGAUAUUUAGUAGAUAUUUUGCAAGUUUUACGUCAGUUGACAGACUCCAACGUUCUAUCUGUUAUUUUACAUCACUGUCAAUUGCUGUGUCCAUUUUAUUCUUGUUUUCCAAAAAUUUCUAAGAUGUUUUUAAAGAGACUUACACGUAUGUGGUCAUCUGGUGAAGAGCAUGGUAGAGUUCUUGCAUUUAUGUGUAUUCGAAAAAUCACUUUGCUUUCUCCAAACUUAUUGGAGUUUGUCUUAAAGAAAAUGUACCUCAAUUUUGUCCGCAAUUCAAAGUUCAUUACUCCAAAAACCCAACCACUGAUAAUGUUUAUGCGCAAUUCUUUGGUUGAAAUGUUUGCAUUAAAUGAAAAUGCUACAUACAGACAUGCUUUUGUUUACAUUCGACAGCUUGCUAUUCAUUUGCGAAAUGCAGUUACAAUGAAGGAAAAAGAUUCAAUUCAAUCAGUUUACAAUUGGCAGUUUAUAAGUUGUUUGCAGUUGUGGGCACAAGUUGUUAGUGAGCUUGGUGGUGCUGGUAGCAGUGAUACUCUAAAACCAUUGAUAUAUCCAGUUGUACAAAUUAUAAUUGGAGUAAUAAGGUUGAUACCAUCUUCUAGAUACUAUCCAAUCCGCUUUAAAUGCAUUGAAUCAUUAAAUUUAAUAUCAGAGAAAACUAACCUUUACAUACCAACAGCUUCAUUUAUUCUGGAGGUACUUGAAUCUGAAGAGUUUCAAAAGAAACCGAAAUCCUCUGAAAAGCCUCCAGAUUAUAAUGGUGUCUUAAAGUUCUCUAAAACUCAGCUGCAAACAAAAGGCUUUCAAGACAUUACAACUGAUGUUGCAUUUGAAUCGCUUCUCCAUUAUUACGUCAUUUAUUCCAAUUCAAUUGCAUUUCCGGAGCUAGUUUUUCCAAUUCGCCAAAGGGUGAAACGUCUGUUAAAAAAAAGUAAAGCUCCUAAACUAUGCAAAGACAUGAAAGUUCUUAUUGAAAAACUUCAAUGUCAUGCCGAUGAAAUUAGUAGAAUUCGUGGUAAAGUAACAUUUUCACCAAAGGACAUAGACGAUGUGAGGAAAUGGGAAAGCGAUCAAAGCAAAAAAAAUAAUGUUUUAAGACAGUUUUACAACAAUUGGAAAAAAAUGAACGAAAAUACAAUAAAAGAUGUCGGAAAGUAUGCUAACGGACCAGAAAUAAAGAAAAAGCCUGCAUCUUCGCUGAAAAGAAAGAAUAUAGCAGACGUAAAAGAACCUGUAAAAAAGAAGAUAAAAAAUAAAGCGACUGCCAAUGACGAAGAUGUUGUUGAAGAUUUUCGAUUCUCUGACAGCGAUGAUGGUAAUGAUGAUGAAUAAUAAAAAAAUUAAUAAAAAUAAUGUUUAUAAA
Hydra vulgaris (swiftwater hydra) is the source of this 2099-nucleotide messenger RNA. RefSeq names its product nucleolar complex protein 2 homolog. Gene Ontology annotation, molecular function: transcription corepressor activity; histone binding. Gene Ontology annotation, cellular component: Noc1p-Noc2p complex; nucleoplasm; Noc2p-Noc3p complex. The record is from RefSeq and is a predicted model, not a curated record. Gene Ontology annotation, biological process: negative regulation of transcription by RNA polymerase II; ribosomal large subunit biogenesis. NCBI's taxonomy places the organism in Eukaryota, Metazoa, Cnidaria, Hydrozoa, Anthoathecata, Hydridae.